AUGUCUGAACCAGCUCAAAAGAAACAAAAGGUCGUCGCCAACAACUCUUUAGAACAGCUAAAGGCCUCCGGUACCGUGGUCGUCGCCGACACUGGUGACUUCGGCUCCAUUGCCAAGUUCCAACCUCAAGACUCCACCACUAAUCCAUCUUUGAUCUUGGCUGCUGCCAAGCAACCAACAUACGCCAAGUUGAUCGAUGUCGCUGUGGAAUACGGUAAAAAGCAUGGCAAGACCACCGCCGAACAGGUGGAAAGCGCCGUAGAUAGAUUGUUGGUGGAAUUUGGUAAGGAAAUCUUGAAGAUUGUCCCAGGCAGAGUCUCCACCGAGGUUGAUGCUAGAUUGUCUUUCGACACACAAGCCACUAUUGAAAAGGCUAGACAUAUCAUUAAACUAUUCGAGCAAGAAGGCGUCUCCAGAGAGAGAGUUCUUAUCAAGAUCGCCUCCACUUGGGAAGGUAUCCAAGCUGCCAAGGUGUUGGAAGAGGAGGACGGUAUCCACUGUAACUUGACUCUAUUAUUCUCCUUCGUUCAGGCCGUCGCCUGUGCUGAAGCUCAAGUCACUUUGAUCUCUCCAUUCGUCGGUAGAAUUCUAGACUGGUACAAGGCCAGCACUGGUAAAGAUUAUGCCGGUGAAGCCGACCCCGGUGUUAUUUCUGUCAAGAGCAUUUACAACUACUAUAAGAAGUACGGUUACAAAACCAUCGUUAUGGGCGCUUCUUUCAGAAGCACUGACGAAAUUAAAAAUUUAGCUGGGGUCGACUAUCUAACGAUUUCCCCAGGUUUGUUAGACAAAUUGAUGAACAGUACCGAACCUUUCCCAAGAGUUUUGGAUCCUGCCUCCGCCAAAAAAGAGGCCGGUGACAAGAUUUCUUACAUUAGCGAUGAAUCCAAGUUCAGAUUCGAUUUCAAUGAAGACGCCAUGGCCACUGAAAAAUUGUCUGACGGUAUCAGAAAGUUCUCUGCUGAUAUUGUUACUUUGUUCGAUUUGAUUGAAAAGAAAGUUACUGCUUGA
Messenger RNA from Saccharomyces kudriavzevii IFO 1802, 1011 nucleotides. RefSeq names its product sedoheptulose-7-phosphate:D-glyceraldehyde-3-phosphate transaldolase TAL1 (gene TAL1). The transcript has a single exon. The record is from RefSeq and is a predicted model, not a curated record. Lineage: Eukaryota; Fungi; Ascomycota; Saccharomycetes; Saccharomycetales; Saccharomycetaceae. Gene Ontology annotation, molecular function: transaldolase activity. The coding region runs from base 1 to 1011 and encodes 336 amino acids. Gene Ontology annotation, biological process: pentose-phosphate shunt; carbohydrate metabolic process; pentose-phosphate shunt, non-oxidative branch. Gene Ontology annotation, cellular component: cytoplasm; intracellular anatomical structure.